Messenger RNA from Aspergillus homomorphus CBS 101889, 4521 nucleotides. Its product is annotated as putative ABC multidrug transporter. The transcript is spliced from 6 exons. Bases 1 to 4521 code for a protein of 1506 amino acids. Gene Ontology annotation, biological process: transmembrane transport. The record is from RefSeq and is a predicted model, not a curated record. Gene Ontology annotation, cellular component: fungal-type vacuole; membrane. Lineage: Eukaryota; Fungi; Ascomycota; Eurotiomycetes; Eurotiales; Aspergillaceae. Gene Ontology annotation, molecular function: ATP binding; ABC-type peptide transporter activity; ATP hydrolysis activity.
AUGGAGCACUUGUAUGCGCCCUUCCAACAUGCGAUUGGGCCUGUGAUCGCCCAGCUCCCUGGGGAGGCCAGUGGUCGGGUCCCGGAUCAUGGCCUUUCUCAAAGAAGUAUAUGGCACUAUCGCACGCGGAGGGCGUCGGCUUUCAUCGCGACAGGGAACUUGCACCUGGCGGUUUUAUUGGCAUCAUGGGCAUUCAUACUACUGUCGAUCGGCCUGCGGCUACUUUAUCGAGCCUGUCGACCCAAAGCGCGGGAUAACCCCAAGCCGGCAGAUGGUCAGUCCGAGAUCCUGGUUCACCUUCCCUCCGCAUUUGCGCACCUGGCUGCUACCCUGGCGGCUUGUUGUCUGAGCUGGCUCGACAUGCAGGACGGCGCGAGCUGGAAACGUGCUCUGUUGAUAACGUACAUGGUGUCUCUGGGGAUCGGCUAUAUUUGCUGCAAGAAUAGUGGCUAUCGAACGCAGCUCUACCAGUACAUGAACGGUUUGGCGGUAGCCGCCUUGGUACUGGCCGUGGUGCAGGAUCUGGUGCCUAUGACAAUUGUCGAUGCGACGUAUCGGCCGAGCUCCAUUGGCGCAUCGAUAGUUGCUUGCUUGGCUGCUGUGGUGAUCAUUGUGCUUGCCACGCCCCGUCCUCGACGAUCCAUAACUCACGACACAGAGAUGGACGAGCGGUUGUCAAUGGAGGAGAAAGCGUCUCCGGAAGAGACAUGUUCCCUGUUCUCUUACUACUGCUCUUACGAAUGGAUCACCUAUGUGAUCUUUCGGGGCUGUCGCCGGGAUUUAACCAUGGAUGAUCUUCCUCCUCUGCCUUCCUACGAUGAGCCGUUGAAAUGGCUGGCGAAGAUCAAGAGACAGCGCCGCAAGGGCGGCAAAACCUUCCGCACACUGUGCCGCUUGCUCAAGACAGAGAUCAAAACGAUGAUGACUUGGUCUGCCCUAACAGCGGUAAUAGAUUUCAUGGCGCCAUAUUCGAUGUUGCGCCUGCUGGCGUAUUUGGAGGAUCCGGAGAGCGCGAUCUUUCACCCGGCGCUGUGGAUCGCGCUUCUCUUUGUCGGUCCAAUAACGCGUUCAUUGUGUUACCAGCAGUACAUCUUUACCUCUACUCGCCUUGUUGUUCGGGUGAAUGUCUCCCUCGUUCAGGAGCUUUAUCAGACUGCGAUGCGCUCAUACAUUUACGAUGGCUCUGUGGGUGAUCAUCGUCUCGCCAAGAAGCAGGAGAAAGCUCAGCACGGCGUGACCCAAGAACGUAUACCCAAAUCAAGUCAAGCAAAUCUGACGAGCUUGAUGUCUUACGAUGUUGAUGCCAUCUAUAAUUCCCGUGAUAUUUUCUAUCUGGCUACUGCAGGCCCCAUCUCCAUUACCUUGGCUGUCAUCUUCCUGUAUCAGAUGCUUGGAUGGCCGUCGCUGUUUGGUGUCUUGACGCUGCUAUGCUUGUCGCCUCUCCCUGCUCUGGCGUCACGGAAGGUAUCUCGCAUCCAACGCUCCGUCAUGCGCGCCACCGAUGCUCGUUUAUCUAAGAUCACUGAAUACUUGAACUCGAUCCGGACCCUGAAGUACUUUGGCUGGGAGCAUGCUGCCAUCGAUGCGAUCAAUGAGGUCCGGCGCGUGGAACAACGCCGUCUGUGGUGGAGGAGUGUGUAUGCUGCACUAAUCUCCAUGGCUGGAGAGCUCUUGCCGCUGCUAAGCUUACUGGUCAUGUUCUCGGUUUACAUUCUAUUUACAGGUCAACCUCUCCGAGCCCCUGUUGCCUUCACUUCUUUGUCCAUCAUGGAAACUCUGCGAGUUCUAUUUGUCUGGCUUUCAAAUGUCAGUAGGUACACCGCGCAGGGAUCAGAAUCACUGCGCCGCAUUGACAACUUCCUCGACACGGCGGAUGAAAUCAAACGACAUCCCGAGGGGCCAUUGGAAUUGAUUAACGCAACCUUCAGACCGACACCCAUUGCUGCUUUCCGGCUGGAUGAUUUGACUAUCAAGUUCAAGCCCAAUACACUCAACGUAGUUACCGGCCCAACUGGAAGCGGGAAGACGUCCCUGCUGCUCUCUUGUCUUGGUGAAACUGUCAUGGAAUCCGGUGCUGCGUAUUGUCCACGGGAUGUGGCAUAUGUCCCACAGGCUCCCUGGCUCCAGAACGAUACCAUUCGCCAGAACAUCACUUUCUACAGUCCAUUCGAGGAGAGUAGGUAUGCCAAUGUCAUCGAAGCAAGUGGCCUUGCGCAGGAUUUGAGACAGCUGUCCGCGGGCGACAUGACCAGGGUGGGAGAAAAGGGAACGUCUCUGUCCGGUGGCCAAAAGCAACGUGUAUCUCUUGCGCGAGCGUUGUACUCGACAUCUUCGACUUUGUUGCUGGAUGACGUUUUCUCCGCCCUCGACACUCACACUGCUAGUCUAGUGUAUGAAAGGUGUUUCCGCAGUGGUCUGCUCAACGAUCGAACUGUCGUAUUGUCCAUUAUCCGGCUCGAGCAUGGCAAGCUGGUUCCAAUUCAAGCUCUUCCGAGGACACUCACUCCGCCGGGCCAGCUACCUGUUGGUGAUGAGCCGAUUGUAGAGCGACCAUCAAACUCCCGGUCAGAUCUCCCUGUGUCCCCUGUUCCUCCUGUGACAGAGCAGCAGGCCGCGCAAGGACGCAUCGUCGAAGAGACAUCUUCUACCGGACGUGUCCCUCGAACAUUGAUGUUCAGCUAUAUGCGUCUCUUUGGUGGCCUUGGGUACGCUCCCCUUGUUAUAUUCGCCACGAUCUCGGUGCAGUUCGCCUACUUCUCCAUCACAUAUUGGCUUUCAAUUUGGACUGGGGCGUACGAGGAGAAGAAGAGCGUAAACACUCUGUUUUACUUGGGGAUCUAUGCGGCAGCUAUCUUCACAUUUCUCAUCCUGCAAGUCUGCAACAACCUUAUAUAUCAGUAUGGAAGCUGGGUGGCCGCCAAGACCAUGCACAAAAGGCUGGUGACCGCCGUGCUCUCGGCACCUAUUGCUUGGUUUGAUCAGAAUCCGAUUGGACGCGCCAUCAAUCGGUUUGGGAACGAUACGCGGUCGAUGGACACGAUCCUGGUGGAGUGGCUGCGGAUGUCUAUCGAGAACGCGCUACGGUUCUUGCUCCGAAUCGCAAGCGUCGCUUCCAUCAUGCCAAUCUUUGCACUUCCCGCCGCCAUAAUCUGCUCUGCGGGCUUCGUCAUGGGCGAGAUGUACACUCGUGCCCAGGUCUCCAUCAAACGGCUCCGCUCAAUCAGCUACUCGCCUGUCUUCUCACACUUCACCGACUCCAUAUCUGGCCUGGGCGUCAUCCGGGCCCGUAAUGGCAUGGACCACGUCUUUCAGACCCAGCUGGCUGAAAAGCUGGCCGUUCACUCACGUACCGCGGAGGCACAGUACAACUGCAAUCGUUGGGUCUCUGUGCGAUCCGAUUUCUGCGCCGCCUCCGUGUCCGCAGCGGCAGGCUGUGUCGCUUACUUUUGGUCUGGCUCGGCCGGCCUCGUGGGCUUCUCACUAACCAACGCCAUCGGACUCAGCCAGACGAUUCUCACAUUAGUCCGCACAAUGAACGAAUUGGAAGUCGAACUCAACUCAUUCCAGCGCAUGAAAGAAUACGCGGAGAUCGAGCCAGAGGAGAACCUCACCGCAGAAGAGCACCACAGGGCCCUGACCACCCUCCCGGCCAGCUGGCCCACGUCUGGCCGCGUGGAGUUCUCCAACGUCACGGCGCGCUACCAGCCCGACGGGCCCGACGUCCUCCGUGGCGUUUCCUUCGUAGCCCAUCCAGGCGAACGCAUCGGCAUAGUCGGCCGCACCGGAAGUGGCAAGAGCACCCUAGGUCUCUCCCUGCUACGGUUCGUGGACAUCGUCAGCGGCACCAUCACCAUCGACGGGGUUGACGUCAGCCGCAUCCUUCUGAAUCGCCUACGCACCAGCGUCACCCUUAUCCCGCAAGAGCCCGUUCUCUUCUCAGGAACCGUCCAGUCAAACCUAGACCCCUUCGGUGAAUCCAGCGAAUCGGAACUCCAAUCCGCCCUAUCAGCCUGUGCCUCCUCCAUCCACGUCCCUGUCACCGAUUACCACCUCCCAUCUCCACCCCCCGCAACAGCCACUACCACAGACACAGAAGCACCACCCAACAAACCGACCCGCCGCCCCCUCACCCUCGACACCCCAGUGGCCGCCAACGGCGAGAACUUCAGCCAAGGCCAGCGCCAGGUCCUGAGUCUCUCGCGCGCCCUCUGCCGUCGCUCGAAGGUCGUGCUCCUCGACGAAGCGACCGCCUCCGUCGACCACGAGACGGAUCUGCAUAUGCAGCAGGUGCUGCGGGAGAUGUUCUCUGAUUGCACGAUCAUCGCAAUCGCGCAUCGGCUUCGCACGAUCAUGGAUUACGAUCGUGUGUUGGUGAUGGCUGGGGGUGAGAUUGUCGAGAAUGAUUCGCCUCGGAAUUUGGUCGCCAGGCAGGGGGCCUUUUGGAAUAUGUUGCGGAAUACGGGGGAGUAUGAGGAGUUGGUUUCGAUGAUUGGGGGGGUUGAGGAGGGGAGGUCUUCUUGA